Molecule: messenger RNA, 4117 nt
Organism: Herpailurus yagouaroundi (jaguarundi)
Lineage: Eukaryota; Metazoa; Chordata; Mammalia; Carnivora; Felidae
Product: aryl hydrocarbon receptor-like
Exons: 10
Coding region: 36-3197 (1053 amino acids)
Biological process (GO): regulation of transcription by RNA polymerase II; xenobiotic metabolic process; response to xenobiotic stimulus
Cellular component (GO): nucleus; aryl hydrocarbon receptor complex
Molecular function (GO): protein dimerization activity; transcription cis-regulatory region binding; nuclear receptor activity
Source: RefSeq, a predicted model, not a curated record
GUCCGCGCCCCUUUGUGCGGCCGCCGGCGGGCACCAUGCUGUCCAUCGGGGGCAGGUACGCGGGGAAGAAGAGGAAAAAGCCGGCGCGGAGGAGUCCUAAACCACAGCCUCCAGAAGGAGCCAAGUCCAACCCCUCUAAACGGCACCGGGACCGCCUGAAUCAAGAGCUGACCAAACUGACCAACUUGCUGCCCUUCCCUGAGGAUGUGCGGGCCCGGCUUGACAAGCUCUCCAUCCUCAGGCUGAUUGUGGGCUACCUAAAGGUGAAGAGCUACUUCGCAGCCAUCCUAAAGGACAGCAUUGCAGACUGCUCAGGUGACCCACCCAUGAAUCCAGGAAGAAGUGAGCAUACCUCUCCACAGGUCAAUGCAGAACUGUUUCCUGAAGGGGACUUGCUUCUUCAGGCCCUCAACGGCUUCCUCAUGGCAGUUACAGAGGAUGGCUAUGUUUUAUACGUCUCUCCCACGGUCCAGGACUACUUGGGAUUUCAUCAAUCAGAUGUCAUCUAUCAGAGUGUGUUCGAGCUGAUCCACAAGGAGGAUAGAGCCAUGUUCCAGAGCCAAUUUCUCUGGCCUCCAGAUGCAGCACCUAUCAGCAGAGAGGGAGAGCAGGACAGCCACCCUCUGCCUGGAGAGAACUGUCUCUCACUUAGUGGCACCCCCACUGACAGCCUUCAACAUCAGCCCUUGGAGGACCCCUCCUAUCUGGAAAGAAGUUUUGUCUGUCGGUUCCGCUGCCUGCUGGACAACUCUUCUGGGUUUCUGGAGCUGAAUUUCCAUGGCCAUCUUAAACUCCUCCCUGGGCAGAACAAUAGAUCAGAAGAUGGCAUCCUCAUGUCUCAACUCACCCUGUUUGCCAUUGCAACACCUCGCCAGCCACUCACCAUCCUGGAGCUCCAAAACAAAACAUUUCUUUUCCAAACAAAACACAAAUUGGAUUUCACACCUAUAGCCUGUGAUUCCAGAGGCAAGGUGGUCCUGGGUUACACCGACAGCGAACUCUGCAGGAAAGGAUCGGGCUACCAGUUCAUCCACGCGGCCGACAUGAUGCACUGCGCCGAGAAUCACGUGCGGAGUGAGUUCGGGAGGCGCCCUCAGGGCCCAACCCCGCCCCGCGGGGCUGGGGCAAAUCCUCCCCCCGCCUGCUGCCCCCCCCCCCCUCCCGCAGAGGGCUCCCAGGGAGGGCAGGUGCGCGUCCGAGCUCCGAUGCGAGCGCAGGCUCUCUCUACAGUGAUGAGGACGGGUGAGAGCGGCCUCACGGUGUUCCGGCUGCUCACCAAGCAGGCCGGCUGGCUGUGGGUGCAGUCCAACGCCCGCCUGGUGUUCCGUGGCGGCCAGCCCGACUGCAUCGUCGCCCGGCAGCGGGCCCUGACGAAUGCAGAGGGGGAAGAUCACCUGCGCAAGAGGGCCCUGCAACUGCCGUUCACCUUCACCACAGGGGAAGCCAUCCUGUAUGAUAGCAGCCCCCUGAGCCCUCUGACUUCCCUCCCAGCCAGGAAGAGGAUCCGGGAAAGGAAGGGCACCCCCACUGGUCAGGGCCCUGUGCACCCAGGCUCUCUCCUGGGAGCCAUGAUGCAGCAAGAUGAAUCCAUGUAUUUGUCCUGCAUGGUCCCAACCACCCAAGGCUCACCCUUGGAGAGGCAGGGGUCCAAUGGCAGACAUGAGGACAAGGAAGAGAAAGAGAAGGAGGAAGACCACUCCUUCCUGUCCCUCAUUGAGACCCUGCUGGAGAAGGACACAGAAGAACAGCCUGAUCUCUGCUCCACUCUCCAGCACCUGGGGGUCACUGACCUCAAGCAGUGUUUGUGGGAAGAGAGCCUUCUCAGGGCUGACUCAGGCCCUGCAGGGUCUCAGAACUUCCACCCACUGCCCUCCAGUCAGGGAGGGGGCUCCCACAGGGAAAAGGAAGUACUUUUUCGUGACAGUGGAAAUGUGGCAUUGCCCCCACCAGCCAGCACAACUGUUCCACAGACCCUAAAGCCACAGCCUUCUCUGGGCUCGGGCCAGCUAACUGGGGAAGUAACUCCACCUCAGAACAUGGGCACAGUGCCCAGCUGCCUUCACACACACACCCAGCAUUUUUUCACCACUGGCCCUACAUUCCAGAGCCCUCCACAGUGGCAGCCUCAGCACACCCAGGCAGCAGCUUUAAAUUUUGGGAUAUGCCAGAAACCAACAAUAUUUGACUUCAGCCCCCUCCCUGAGGCCUCCAGCCCCAGACAGCCUGCUCAGGUGUUUCAGCCAAACCACACAUCUUUGCUCCCUUUAGGAGAAAAUGUUGUCCCUGGACACCUGGAUCAGCCAGACCCUGGUUUUCUUGAUUUUUGCAAAGAACCUAUGCUCUGGACAGCCUCACACAGUGGUCAGUGUCAAGGGCCCUUCAUCUCCUCAGACCCUACCUCCUGGGGCACCCAUCCCUCGGAGAGCAUUUGGGAUUCCCCCAUCCAAGGCCAGCCAGUAAUGGUCCCUGUGGAAGUGGAGGCAAGGCAGGCCCAGCCUGACCCCUUCCACCACCUGAAGUCAACCAUGGCCAACUCAUGCCCUCCAUGGGCAGGGCCAGCCAGUGACAUUCCUCCUGAAUUGUGCUGUGGUUUGCCCCCAUCGGUGCAGGGGGCACUAGGUACCCCAAAGGACACACUUGGGAGUCAAGAGCACCCACCGCACUCCUUGGUGGUGAGUCAGCUCUCGGGGAGCCCUGCCUGUCCUUCCCAGGAGCUCCUGCACAAACCCUUGGCUAUGCAGGACUCUUACAGCAUGGACUGCCCCUGCCCAGCUGCCAAGCAGCAGCAGUGGCUGCAGACCCAGGAGGCAUACGGGCCAGUGACAGAAGGAUUUCCAAGUGUCCAGCACCUGGGUGGCUGCUCAAGAGAUGCCAUUCCCCCCGCCGUGCAGCCGAGCCCCUUCCUGUCCUCCAAAAGCAGCUCCCCAGGUAUAGGCAGCAGCCAAUGCAAGAGCCCAGCAGAACCCACAAGGCGGAGCAAGGACAGACCGGUCAUCCUAGCCCCAGGUGCUGUGGUAAAAUCCCAGGUGCAGUCCAGCCCUGUUCUGCCUCCCUGCCAUCCUGACCCUGCCUGCCCAUCUACGUCUACGCAGGGCAGCCAUGACCUCCAGCUCCAGUGUUAUCAAAACAAAGUGCACAGCACCAGAGCACCUGGGAUUGCAAGCCUCAAAGGAAGCAUGUUUUCCUCCAAAUUCUGACUUAGGCCAUAUCGUGCUCUUCGCCCCUGUCUGUGAACGUGAUUUGGAGCCUUAACUAUUAACAUUUUCCCUUGAAUUGAAGUAUCUUAAAUUUUCAUAUUUCUGGGUCAAUAGUUAACUGUUUUCUAUGUGUAAUUACACAUAUCUGAAACCUUAUUCUCUGUAUCCCAAAGAUAUGUGGGGUUUUUUUUUCCUCAUUUCAUUCUGUGCACUUUAUACUCAAGACACACACAGAAUUCUCAUCCUUGUUAGAAAAGUAACUUUCGAUCCACAAAAAUGUUCAUAGGAAAGAGACAUAAUGGGCAUCCAACCCCCUAGACACAUUCCAACAUUUGCCUUCACAAUGACAUUUCCAAGCUCAGAGCUGAGGCUCAGCAUCAGACAACCUAUUUACAAUCAGGGCCACCCAGACACAUGGUUCUUACAGCACAAUGACAUGCUGAGAGCCACACGUGGAGAAGGGAUGUGAGCCCUUUGGCCUAGACCCCUGAAAAGGGUUUGGCCUUCACCCAGUAUCUAGGACACGGGAGAAGAGGGUCCUCUGUGGAGCCCAUGUGCAGAAAGAAUCGUGUCCUGCCUGAGAGGAAGGCAUGGGGACGCUGUAGAUGGAAGAUCCAGACAGUGGUGCACCCUUGAGGCACAGAGUGCGUGGACCUCAGUCUCCCAGCAGAGCAAACAGAAACACUGGCGGCCACUACUUCUCCUGCCAUAAAGGACUCAGAACGGUUGAGACUCACAGUAGCACUUCCACUGACUUGUGAGGCUUCAACCACAGAACUCAUUGUUCAGGAGCUGAAUGGAUGAAACAUCAUCAAGUACAACCGCCAUUGGACUUGUUCACCACUGUCACCCAGAACCAGGCACACAGUGAGUGGGUGCUUAAUGAAUGGUAAUAAACAAGUAGUCAGGAGUGGCCAGAG